GAAGGGUUCCCAUUGGCUGCUGCUUGGCCGUCUGAAGGCAAAAGGCAGCAUCUGUGGCUCGUGCUGUGCCAGCUGUCCUCUGCUCGCAUACACUGACAAGCACCGACGAGAUUCGAGAAACGGAAAGAUUGGCAGACACUAUGGGGUCCAUGCGCAUUCUCAUCAAGGGAGGCAAAGUGGUCAAUGACGACUUCACCCAGGAAGCUGACGUUUACAUCGAGAAUGGCAUCAUUCAGCAGGUCGGAAAGGAGCUGAUGAUUCCAGGCGGGGCGAAGGUGAUCGACGCCUCCGGAAAGCUGGUGCUACCCGGCGGAAUCGACACCUCCGUGCAUUUGGAGCAGACUUUCAUGAACGCCUCCGUCCAGGAUGAUUUCUACAGCGGCACCAAGGCGGCUCUGCUGGGUGGUACCACCAUGGUGAUGGCGCACGUCCUGCCUGAGCAACACUGCUCCCUGGUGGAUGCCUACGAGAAGUGCCGCGAUCUGGCUGACGCCAAGGCGUGCUGCGACUACGCUCUGCAUGUCGGCGUGACCUGGUGGGGGCCAAAGGUGCGUAACGAGAUGGAGACCCUGGUGAGGGAACACGGGGUCAACUCCUUCCAGAUGUUCAUGGCCUACAAAGACAUGAUGAUGCUGAGGGACUCCGAGCUCUACCAGGCGCUGCAGACCUGCAAGGACAUCGGGGCCAUCGCACGCGUCCACGCCGAGAACGGAGAGCUGGUGGCAGAGGGUGCUAAAGAGGCUCUGGAUUUGGGAAUAAGUGGACCCGAAGGUAUUGAAGUCAGCCGCCCUGAGGAGCUGGAGUCUGAGGCUACUCACAGAGCAGUCACCAUCGCUAAUAGGGCUCACUGCCCCAUCUACCUGGUGAACGUUUCCUGCAUGGGAGCUGGCGAUAUGAUCGCUGCUGCAAAGAUGCAGGGUAAGGUGGUCCAUGCCGAGACCACAGUAGCUCACGCAGUGCUGAACGGGAUGCAGUAUUACCACCAAGACUGGGCUCACGCUGCCGCCCAUGUCAUCGUCCCUCCUCUUCGUCUUGACCCUAACACACCAGGCUACCUGAUGGGCCUGUUGGGCAACGACACCCUGAGUGUUGCGGCAUCAGACCAUCGUCCUUUUAGCACCAAGCAGAGAGCUUUGGGCAAGGAGGACUUCACCAAGAUCCCUCAUGGUGUGGCGGGAGUCCAGGACAGGAUGAGCGUCAUCUGGGAGAGGGGGGUGGUUACUGGAAAGAUGGAUGAAAAUCGUUUUGUGGCCGUGACAAGCUCUAAUGCCGCCAAGAUCUACAACUUGUAUCCACGCAAAGGUCGCAUCAUCCCCGGGGCUGACGCCGACGUGGUAGUGUGGGAUCCAGAUGCAACAAGGACCAUCUCUGUCAGCACUCAGGUGCAAGGCGGAGACUUCAACCUGUACGAGGGGUUGCGCUGCCACGGCAUCCCCCUGGUCACCAUCAGCCGAGGCCGUCUGGUGUGUGAGAACGCCACCUUCAUGUGCGCCGAGGGAUCUGGGAAAUUCUACCCACAGCGCACCUUCCCUGAUUUCCUGUACAAGAAAAUGGUGCAGAGAGAGAAAUCGCAGGCUUAUAAAGGCGUUGACAGGGAUCCCUACUCUGGUGAUGUAGUCAAGGUCACCAACGCAAUGAAGAAGGAGCUUGGUUUGAGCCCCACUGAUGGAGACGGCACCAACAAAGGUGUUGUAAGGGUACAACAGGGGGUUCGAGACCUCCAUGAGUCCUCUUUUAGCCUCUCAGGGUCUCAGGUUGAUGACCAUAUCCCCAAGAGGUCCUCUGCUAGGAUCCUGGCCCCUCCAGGUGGCCGCUCUAGUGGAAUCUGGUAAUCUGUUGUCUGGAGAGAACCCUACAAAACCGUCCAAGCCUCUUUGUUUUGUAUCUUUCUGAACACCCAAGAAAACUGCACUGAUUUUAAAGUGACAAAACGUUUAAUGCUAAAAGGGAAAACAUAAAGACUUAAUUUGUGAUCGGUGGUUUGCUGAAGUCUUAAUUGGCAUCAAAGAGGAAUUAUAUGUUAACUGAAAACCAAGGGAACUAUUAACUGACUACUCAUUGCUGUUGCUGCUAGACGAAAGAAACAGAAAUUCAAACUGAACACUGAAAAAAAAAGCAGUACAGUUUUUAACGGUUUUGAACUGAAGCGAUGUCGACUUAAGUAUCUAAAAAUAGUAGAACUGCAUUCUGUGAAGCACCUCCUGUCACACAUCAACACAGUGUACACUGUAGACACACACACACACACAGGUUUACUCAUUUGAAGGCGUGAGUUCUGUUUGUGAUGUCACAAUUGACUGUUUUCCUUUCCCAUGGAUGAUGGAUCUGUGCAGUGUGGUGAUGACAUCCAACUGCUUCGACACGCUGUGUCAUCUCGCUGCCACACUCGCCAGUCUCUGCCUCAUGCGCAUGCCAAGACACAUGCCAUCUAUCACCAUAGUAACACUCAACAGAGAACACUGGCGCAUAUUUACAUUCUGUAGCUAUAAUCAGACUUAUGUUUACAUGCAACUAACAAACAUGAUGAAGGGUUAUUACAAACCUUUUAUCCAUGCACCCAAUCAGCUUGCACUUGUUUGGCUCGAGUACAGUGGCCUUAAAAGGACAAAAAAGUGGCAUUUGGCAAACUACUCCAGUAAAGUUCCAGCCAGUCAUGAGUAAUGUUGACUAAGAUGGAUGGAAGAAUUUGCAGGGUCACAAGGGAAAAUCCUGAUGGACCUGUGUUAUACUGACUAAUGACAGUGACAGAUUACCAACAGCCACCUGAAGUGAAUACAUCCAACUCUACGGUUAGCAUCACUAAACAAGAGGGCGGGAAGAUUGAGCUGCACACGCUAAAACAAGCACAGAUCCUCUCACCUCCUUGUCAUUCCUUGAAUCUAUUCCCUCAUGACCAUUACCCUGUGUCUGUGUACUGUACAUUUAGGAUGCUUUCUUUUCCUGAAAAAGAAUAAAUGUGCCAAUGUGAGUCACCCGUACCGCACACAAACGCCAUGCACGAAGAGAACCAAGCGGGAUGAAUUGCUACAGGUUCACAACUGGUGCUGUUUUUAUUUUUGUUUUUUUACAAUGGUAUACAAGGGUGUUCAUUUUGUUGUUGUUUAGAAGGCACUGUACAUUGUCAGUGACUGUGCGUUGUGGAUUCUUGUUUUGUUGGAAAGUGAACCUGUUCAGUAUGUACUGUGGCUGCUUGUUUCUUACCACUAAAGUAUUGGUAAACCAAUAA
This is a messenger RNA of Doryrhamphus excisus (bluestripe pipefish), 3226 nucleotides long. Its product is annotated as dihydropyrimidinase-related protein 5-like. The record is from RefSeq and is a predicted model, not a curated record. Gene Ontology annotation, cellular component: cytoplasm; cytosol. Gene Ontology annotation, molecular function: hydrolase activity, acting on carbon-nitrogen (but not peptide) bonds, in cyclic amides. NCBI's taxonomy places the organism in Eukaryota, Metazoa, Chordata, Actinopteri, Syngnathiformes, Syngnathidae.